AUGAGAAAGGUGAUAUUAUCUCCUUUUGGUGUGUAUAUGGAUUUAUUUUUUUAUGGAGAAUCAUUUUUUAAAUAUUUUAUUAAAAUGGUAAAAUAUACUCAAUAUUCACCAAAUAUGAUGAAAAAUAGAAAAAACAUUCAAAAACACUUUAAGAAUCAUUACUGGUAUACUAUAUCGAAUAAAAUGGUAUACUAUAUCGAAUAAAAAGGUAUACUAUAUUAAAAUGAAUUUAAAAUAAGCCUUUGUUGAUUUUUAAUAAUAAAAUAAUUGAUUUAGCAGGGUUUUUUUUAUCAGGAGAGUAAUAUAUUUUGGAAAAAGUAAAAGGUCGAGAAGUAUCUAGAUUCUUAUCUGGAGUUUGUAAUUUAGAAGAUGGAACAGCCUUACAAUAUCCUCAUUCUAAAAAUGCUAUUACAUUAUUGAAAAAUCAUGUUUUUGUACAUAUAAAUAGUAAUUGAAAGAAUCUGGAUACAAUAACUAUUUGGAUUAACUAAUUCUCAAUAUCAAAUAAUAAUUCAAUUUACUACAAUUCAUUCUUUUGGCAAAUAUUUUUAAAUAUGAUCUCUCAAAUCCACAAAAACUCCAAUCAGGUAAUACACUUGUAUAAUUU
This is a messenger RNA of Paramecium sonneborni, 607 nucleotides long. The record is from the annotation of a GenBank genome assembly. NCBI's taxonomy places the organism in Eukaryota, Ciliophora, Oligohymenophorea, Peniculida, Parameciidae.